CCCAAAAUGGCCGCUGGCGCGUCCCACCCUACUUAAGCUAGAGCGCCGCCGCGGCCGCUCUCGCCCAGCCUCGAUGGCCGGCGCUGCAGGCGGCGGUGCCCGGGCCCGCUCCCAGCCCGCCCGUGGGGCUGCGCAGUGAGGUUUCAUGAGUCAGACUGGCCUGUUGGGAGUUUCUUCUGAAGAUGUACAUGUUGGUUGAAAAACGCACAAGUUCCCACCUUCAUCUGAAGAGGUCACCUGGCAUUCGAUCUUGGUCUCUCUUUGUUGGAAUAGCCUCCAUAGGUUUGGCUGCUGCUUAUUAUAGUGCAGAUGGUUUGGCAUGGAAGCUCUUCUAUAUGGCUGGGUGCUUCUUUGUGGCAGCACAGAAUCUGGAGCAGUGGGAGGAAGCUGUAUUUGAUAAGAACAAGGGAACAGUUUGCCUAAAAACAUUCAAUCUUUACAAAAAAUUACUGACCUUCUCAAAAGGAGGCAAUGAACAAGUCGUGGCUCUGCUGCCUGAGAUCCGAGCGGUGCAGGUGGAGGAGGAGGUGGUGCGGUACUUCGGGAAGGGUUACCUGGUGCUGCUGAGGUUUGGCACUGGGUUUGCACACCCCCUGACUCAGAGUGCAGUGCUGGGCUGUCGAAGUGAUGUGGAAGCAGUUGCCAAACUCAUUACUAGUUUUCUGGGACUGGACAGAAUAGAGAGCCAACAAGAUCUCUCUCAGAGCAGCGAAACAGAGGCUAGUGAUGCUGAUGAACCACAGGAUAAAUACUAACAGACAUCAUGAGGUGAAGAAAGCAGAAGCUUUCAAACAUCUGGAAAUUACAGAUUAUUCUUCAGGAAAAGAAUUCCCUCAUAAUCUUGACCUGGGCAUUUCUCUACAUGUGCAUUUACUAUAGAAGGAAUCUGUCUUAGGGCACAUUGGUGCUCAACUGCUUCAGAAUCCAUGCUCACAGUAUUGCCAGGAUAGAGUCCAAAGCAAAUCCUGUUUCAUUUGCUCUUUUGCUUUUGAGUUUUGUAAGCUUAUCAAACUUGUCUAGGAAUGGUUAUUUAUGAAUGAAUUUGUUUGAAAUAAUUUACAUGCUUUCCCACUAAUGAAGUGGAGAUACAGAUAUAAACUUCCAUGUAUUGCAAGCACCUGCUGCAGAUACAGGAUAUGAAGUGUAGAAGAGCUGAAUUUCUUACAGCACAAUGCUUUGAGGUUUUUCUUGAAAUAUUUUAAGUGAUUGACUAUAUUGCUCAACAGGUUUUAAGCAGCUUAAUACAUGCAGUUAGGUGAUGCAGGAUUGUGGCUCUUUUAUAUUCUCUACUACUGACUUGCCACUAGAUUUCAGUGGAAAAUUAAGUUGGAGUGACUGCCUUGGAAUUGGAAACAUCAGGCUGAUCAAUUUGUUAUAUUGUCCUAAUCCUCUAGGACUUUCCAAGGAGCCACAAACAGUAAACAAAAAAUGACCAUGUUGAUGAUUCCCUGUCUUUGAGAUGUUGUAACUUAAUCUAGUUCUGCUGAACUUCUGGGUAUAGACUAUCCCAAGAUAGAAUAACCUUUUACUAGACCUGAAUAUUUACUAUUUUAACUAUAUAUUUAGAAAGGAAGAAAAGCACAUCUGUUACUUUAGGGAAAAUACUGAUCUCAAAGAAUGUAGCAGCCUAGAUUAGCUUAGUGUUUCCUCACUUGAAAUUAUACCUAAGUGCAAGUAAUAACUUUUUUUUAACAUAGCUGGGAUAGAUCCAAUGUUUGACUUGCACCCUUGCUUUGCUCUGGGUGUGAGUAGUGUCCUCUGUUCUGACCAAUAGUGUCUUAAAUGGUUAAAAGAUGAAUUUUCCAAAAUUUUUUUUAAGUAAAAGCUACCUCAGUUAGUCAACAUGUUCUGUCUAGAACUAAAACUUCAUGCCUCUUAUCAGCUUUUCAGUGGAAGGAAAGAGUUGUAAAGAGCUGGAAGUUCCUUCAACCUGCUAAAACUGCUUGUAUUAACAAGCUUUUAUCCAGGAACUGUAUGGUGUUCAGUCCUGAACUAGAAAAUAUUUCCAGAGUUACUGCUAGGUCUGAAUGAGGUAGGAGAUGACUGUGUGGUCUGCUUUCACCUUUGACCAGCAGCAAAUGUCUUCAGGACUUGGAAUAACCUGCAUUCUUGUUUCAAAGCACUCUACAGAAGAGAGAGCUCUGAGAAGAUUUCAGCAGAAGCUGUGUCUGGUUGUGUGUUCCACCUGUAUUUGGAACUAAACACAUACUUAUCUGACUAAGAUUUCACUUGAAGCCAUUUAGACCUAGUGUGUGAGCUGGGAGACCAAGUGCUCUUACUGUCAGUUUGAAAGGGUGAUCAGACUGUAACAGGGAGGUGGCUGUUGGUGCAGCUUGACUGCAGCACAGAAGUGGGUCUGUUUCUGUUCAGUAAGUAAUCAGGUCAGGUAUCAAAGCAGACCUAUAGACAUUCUUGUGAAGUCCUCUGAGCUACUGGGCAAAUCCUGUGGCUUUCAAACUCCACACCACUGGAACUGGGAAGCUGCAAGGUUGGGUUGUAUGAAAUUGUACAAAAAGUAGGUUUCAGGGAAUUAGCUACAUCUGGCCUUUAUUCUGAAGCACAGCUAUAAGCUAGGAAUAAUUAUCUAACCUGUUUAAAAAAGAUUGCAGGAUGUAACACUUUGGGGAGAUCUUCAUUUAAAUCCACUCUAAUAUAUACCCUAGAAACACUCAUUUUGGAAAGAGGGGAAUGAGACUGGGAAUUUGGAGAAUUGUUUUUUUUUUUUCUCACUAUGUAAAAUUAGAAUGUCAAGUGUUCUAAGGACUUCCAGGAGGACAUACUGCUAAAAAAGAGUAUUUAAUGUUAUAAUAUAAGCAAAAGGUGCUGACUCAGGGCAGUUUCUGCUCUUCCCUCUUUCCACUUGUCCUCUCUCUGAUAAUUUUUUCCUUGCCACUUUUCACCAUUUUGCUGCAGGCUUUUUGGGAUGGUUUUCUCAGUUCUCUUGGGCCUGGCAUAGCAAAGGGCCCAGUAAAUGUAGCCUGACACGUGCCUCAUGUAAAGUGGCUUGUGCUAAAAGGAAUGAUGUGAAAGAAUAGUUUUGGUUAGGGAAUUAGAUUCUGGUAGAAGAGUAUUACAGGAGUUGUAUUUGUUAAUGUUUUUGCAUCCUGGGCUGUCUAGCAACUUGAGACUAGACAGCUGUAGUUUGACUUACAAAUUGUUUGAAACCCUGCAUCACAGACCUUAGGUUAGAUCCAAGCCCCUGCUCCAUAAAGCCAACACUUACUAUGUCCUUUAAUAGAACUGUAUCUAGAGGGCCAUUUGGCAGACAUUUCAGGUUAAACUUGAGCAGCACAUUUGAAUGACUUGCAUGUAUGUGGAUGGAUGGGAUCAGGGCCUGAGCUGUCACACUGAACAAAAGCUAAACUGCAUGUUGUACAAAGGGAGAAAGCUGCAUCAUCUAAACUAUAACUUAAUAUUCUGAUGCUUCACAGAAUGAAUGUUUCAGUGACUAGGAUCAAUUGCACAAGUCUCAAAGAAAAGCCAAAUAUUUCUACCAUAUAGCUGACAUCUGACUUGUGUGCUGUAUUUAUGAAUUUAUAGACACCAAAACCUAAGCUGGCUUACACAACAAGGAGUGCUAGUUCUGACACUGUAGUAGAUCACUGAGAGGCAAAAAUACUUCUGGCAAAUGGUUAGAAAUUGGUUUUCUACUUUAAAAUUGCAAGUGGAAUUCCCAGUGAGGCCUUGAACCUUGUCUUUUUUUAAAAAAAUACCCAUUGAUAAAAUAAACUUUGAUAACUUG
Messenger RNA from Apus apus (common swift), 3742 nucleotides. Its product is annotated as cytochrome b-245 chaperone 1. Lineage: Eukaryota; Metazoa; Chordata; Aves; Apodiformes; Apodidae. Bases 183 to 755 code for a protein of 190 amino acids. The record is from RefSeq and is a predicted model, not a curated record. The transcript is spliced from 7 exons.